This is a messenger RNA of Linepithema humile (Argentine ant), 3000 nucleotides long. Its product is annotated as rab-like protein 6. The record is from RefSeq and is a predicted model, not a curated record. Gene Ontology annotation, cellular component: cytosol; nucleus. Lineage: Eukaryota; Metazoa; Arthropoda; Insecta; Hymenoptera; Formicidae. Gene Ontology annotation, molecular function: GTP binding; GTPase activity.
UUUGCGACAUCGAUGAGGAGAGAACAGCUGCUGCUGCAUAUGACAGCUGUCGCAGACAAAGUCAUAUCUAACAACGUUUGUUUUAAUCACAAAACCUGGAAUAUGUAACAUGUGAUAUUUGUGAUAAACUUCUCUUGAAGUAUCAAACGUUUUUAAACGAAUGCUUCUUUGAGGAAAGAUCAGACAAUGUUCUCCGCUAUUAAAAGACUAGCUGGUAAGUCCGAUGGCACUGGAAAUGUGUCUCCUCGGCCAACCCAUCAAUCUAUGCCAACAAAUUUGCAGAGAAAGUUUGCUAAGGGUGUACAAUAUAACAUGAAAAUAAUAAUCAAGGGAGACAGAAAUGUAGGAAAGACAUGUUUAUUCCAUAGACUGCAAGGACAAAAGUUUAUCGAAGAGUAUAUACCCACAGAAGAGAUACAGGUGGCUAGUAUACAGUGGAAUUACAAGGCCACUGACGAUGUAGUCAAAGUGGAAGUAUGGGAUGUCGUAGAUCGCGGUAGACGUCGUCGGAAAUUAGAAGGUCUCAAAAUGGACAACGCUCCGACUAACCCGGAGAAUGUUAUUGAGGAACCUGCUUUGGAUGCUGAAUUUCUCGAUGUCUAUAAAGGUACCAAUGGCGUCAUCAUUGUGAUGGAUAUUACGAAAAGUUGGACGUUUGAUUAUGUUCAACGAGAACUGCCUAAGAUACCUAGCCACAUACCCGUUAUUGUUCUUGGAAAUCACUGCGACAUGUCACAUCACAGAACCGUUACUGCGGACCAUGUGACAUACUUUAUAGACUCGCUACAUGGGAGAACAGCACAAGUGAGAUACGCCGAGUCGUCGAUGAGAAACGGCUUUGGCCUAAAAUUGCUGCACAAAUUUUUCAAUCUGCCAUUCCUGCAACUGCAACGCGAGACACUGCUGAAACAACUUGAAACCAAUGAGGAAGAGACGCGCCUGACCGUCCAGGAACUCGAUCUUUUCCAGGACAGUGACGAUGCUGACUACAACAAAUUCUUAGACAACCUCGUGAAUCGAAGAAGAGCUAUUGCCGAUUCGGUAUCCGCUAGUAAUCUAGUCACGAAUGUUCCGUCAUCUAUGAGUAAUUACCACCUUGCAUCUCCGAACAUGAAUGUUGCCGGAGAGAUCAGAAGAUCGGUCUCAAUGUCUGGACCGAUCGGCGGCGGAACUCCAAUACCGGUGAAAAAUUUAGACAUAAAAUCGUUACCAAGAAAAGAGAGCUCCACGACAAGCACGUUGGAAAAUUCUAUGAAGACUUCGCAAAUUGCAACACCGUCUACGUCGCAAAAUACCGCUGCAAAACUAGAAGUUGCUAAACCAGCUGAAUCUGUCAACGAUAACAGCGAGAGAAGAGAUUCGCUCAACCGGCCGCAGUCGCUCAUGUCCAAAAUCUUUGGCCAUAAGAAAGAAGAGGAAGUGGAUGGAAAACUACCAAAUAUUAAAAAUCUCAACUUGAACGCACCGUUGACUAGUGUUGAAGACUUUGUUCCAGAUGAUGGAAUGCUCGACAGGUCAUUUUUGGAAGAUAGCAGCCAAGUUUCACCACAAAAAGUGCAACAAGAGGAAGUAGAUUCUGAAAGUGAUACAGAGACUGCAAAUCCUCUCGUAGCUGGUUACGAGGAUGAUUUAUCGUCUAUCGAAGAAGUAGUUCCUCCUGUGCAGCCAAAACUAGCGGAAAAUCCACUGUCGAAACAAAAGCACAAAUUAGAAUCAAUAUCAGGGCCAGAGAUAAACAUCGAAAAGCCAAGGCAAGCUACAAAACGCGAUUCCGUUUCCUCCAUAGAGCAAGAACUGCAUAUUUCCAACGAAUACGAAUCGAACGAGCAGCCAGACAUAAAUUCAGAUUCUAUUGAUAAUUGGUUGCGACGAGAUUCCAAGUGGCGACAGAGCCCCGAAGGAGGUGAAGACGUGAGCAGCACCAGUACGAGAAAGGACAGGCUGGAAUUGAGUGAUAAGAGUUUGGACGUUAGCAUGACAAGCUCCAAUGUUCAUCUGGAGCUACUUGAUAAUACCAGCAUUCGUCAAGUGAGCUCUAACACUAGUAGUCCGGUGAUGAAGGAGAGAAAGAAGCACAAAGAAAAGGGAGAUGAGAAGGAAAAAAGAAAAAAGAAGAAGUCGAAAGACAAGGAUAAGGAUAAGGAAAAAACGGAGAAGUCUGAGAAGAAAAAGAAACGUUCAUCGCAUCGAUCCAAGGAUGAGAAUAGAGAGCGAGACGAGCUCGAGGAGUUUUUAAACGGUUCAGCCACGAGAAUCGGCGUGGAUGUGGCCUAUGAGGCGAUUUAGCAUUCCGGGAGAAUUGCUGACAUUUUUUAAAAACUAUAUAUCUUCCAAAAAAGAUUUUACUCGCGUAAAAAAACUCCUGAAACUAUCGAUAUAUGUUACGUCCUCGAGCGCAAAGGAACAAGAUUAUUGCUCGCAAAAAAGAAAUAAUGCAUUUUAUAUUGCAUUAUUAAUCUAUAAAAAUGUUCUCAUUUCCUGCAAAUCUGACCGGCUGUACGCUUUUGAAUCGCUUUGGCCUGUAGUCGGGCUCGAUUUCAGUCCACCGCGAUAGAUUGUGAUUUUAUGGGAGAUACGUUUUAACAAUCCAACUGCACUCAUUUAUAUUGCAUUUCUGAUCUUGGAUUUUUGACAACUUUUAAUGAGAAUUUAAAAAAUUACAAAUCAUAGAGAGUUUGUUGUGUGAAUGAGUAUAAUAUGUGAGUAUGAUAUAAUAACGUGAUGUUAACAAUUAUGUCGCAACAACAUACUUAUUUAUUGUAUUUCAACUUUAAUUAUUUGUUUACUUGUAUUUUAAGAUUUAUAUAUAUGUAUUUACCGUUGAUACAUCAUUCAUAAAUUUUCAUCUUUAGCUUGGUAUGCGCUCUCCUUGUUGAACAUUCAAUUCUUUUAACAAAGUUAUCUGAUGUAGGAAAAUGUUACGUUAUUGUUGUAUUUUUCAUAACAUUGUAUAGCAUUGUGCAGUCAUUAUAGCUUCAUGUUAAUAAAUGUAUAUAUAAA